AGUGGCGCAUGUAUCUUUGUGAAAGACGGACGGCUGAUGGAGACAUUUUAAAAUAAACACACAGGUCUUUGCUAACGGCUAACAGGCGCACUGCGCCAAAAACGCGUUCAAAUUCUUCCAAGUUGCAAAAAAGUAAAGUAUAAUCCGCAGUGCACUUUUUAUGCAUCGUAAAUCAAAGAGGCUACAGAUUACCGAAGAUGAUGAAAACUGUGACACUGGGAGAAGAAGAAUAUAAGUAACGCCGCGCAGGUGAGCUCCUGUCCAGGCACAUUGGUCCAUGUUUGUUGGACCUUUGGGCUCUGGGCUCAACUAGCAUGAAGAUGGCUGACUCAGACAAGGCAGAGGAAUUUGUGGAUGCUGAGUGCCCCCCAGAGUGCCUUGAUGAAGCACAAUCAGCCACAGGCUGUGUUCAGGGAGAGCAGGAUGAGCAUCUGAAGACAGAGACCACCACCAGUACCAGCUCACCGCCAAGAGAAAAGGAGGGAGACAGCCCCCUGAACACAGAGGGUGAGCAGAGUCUCCUCUCAAUGCCAUGCCUGAUGAAGGAGCUCCGCAGAGACUCCCCAGAGUCCCAGCAUGCCUCUACAGGGAGUGACAAACCUGUAUCUCAUCAUAUCUAUGAGAGUGACUCCUCAAACCCCUGCAUGCUCUCCCCCUCGUCCAGUGGCCACCUUGCUGACUCAGACACACUCUCCUCAGGGGAAGAAGGUGCCGCUCCUCCUGCAGGAAAAGAAGAAGAGGACAACAUGGAAGCUGCAAAUGAUCCUGGUCAGGCAGCAGGAAUACAAUCAUCUGCCACAGCUACAGGGGGGAGAAAGUCACGGCGGUCACGAUCCGAGAGCGAGAUGCCACCUAAUGCAAUGGCUGCAAAGAAAAAUCGCUGCCAGCCCAGCUCAGUGGUGGCAGCAGCGGGCGGGCAGGAAAAACAAACCAAUGGCAAGCUGGCAAAAGGGAAAGGUCACCGGAGCCAGAAACACAAGGAGCGGAUGCGUUUGCUGAGGCAAAAACGGGAGGCGGCAGCACGGAAGAAGUAUAACCUGCUGCAGGACAGCAGUACGAGUGACAGCGAGCUCACUUGUGACUCCAGCACCAGCUCCUCUGAGGAUGAGGAUGAUGACACUUCAGGAGGUAGCAAGACAAUCAAGACAGAUAUUUCAGACGGGCUUCCAGUAGUGGGUCACUAUGAUAUUUCAGACACUGAUUCUAACCAGGAGAGUAUGAGUGUGGAGACAGUCCGGCCCACGGUGAUAAAGCAUGAGCUUAAAACACACAGAGGCCAAGAUAUGGCAUCUUACUCUGGGUGUAUAAGAGCUCUGUGCUCUAUCUCAGGCCACGCGGAGGCAGAGCUGUCGCACAAAGAAAGUUCUCAAUGCAACAAGGGCCAGAUUAACAUUGCUUCCUCUGACAGCGAGGUGGAAAUAGUCGGAGUGCAGGAGAAAGCACGAUGCACCCACCCAUGCGGAGGGGUGAUAAAGAGCCUGUCCACCUGGAAGGAGAACUCAGUGGAGCAGUUAAACAGCACAAAUCAACCACAGCUCUGGACUACUGUUUCCCCUCAGUCCAACUGGGUGUCCCCUCCUGAAGUGGUGGACCUCACACUGGACGAGGACACCGGACACAAAUACCUACUUUAAACCACCCGUACACUGAAGACUCCUUAUUUCUCCCUCUCACUCGUCCUCAUCCCUCUUGCCUUGCCUCUAUGUUACGGCUGAAAUCCUUCCUAUAGUUGCGGCCUCGCCUGUAACCGCUCGUGGACUUCCUGCUCCAGAGUACCGUUUGUUUUUUGACUUACUGUUAAACAAUCAUGUAUCAAAGCCAUUCUACUGACGUGAUUCCCUGAUCUUGGCUUGUCGGCUCUGAAUUUAGUUGUAAUAAAACGGCACAGCACUUCAAGUGCAGGUGGAAAUGUACGUAAGAGUGAUUUAUCUGUUAACGAUAGCAAUAUCCUACCUUCAUUUAAUACCUCAGUUACCCCUUGAUAACGGAUGUAGGUUGUCAUUUUGUGUUGUGUGCUUGCAAGCUGUACAGUGAAAACUUCAAGUUGCUGCUUGAGAGCAGGUCGAUAUCAUGACGUGGCUGUUGACCUUCUUCACUACACACUCUGAAUGGCUUAUUUUCAGAUUCAGCAUUUUUAUCUGGAGUCAUCUGUGGUCAAGGCAUGAACGGCAGCUGGUACACUUUCUGUUGUACAGUAGACCACAAAGUUUGCUUUGUGCCGGUCUAGGGUCAAUUAUAAUUUCAGAAGUCUCACCACUGGUUUCACAUUUUAUAUCAAUCUGCAUUGAUAGCUUUGCUUCACUAAACUCUGUCCUGCAUAGGUCCAGCCUAUGAUUUGGUGCUGUCAGGGAGAGUUUCUGUGUAUUUUAAAGGAAUAGUUUGAACAUUUGGGAAAUACGCUUAUUCACUUUUUUCUUGCAGAGAGUUAGACGAGAUGACGAGACCACUUUUGUAUACGUCUUUAAAAAACAGUGCUGCAGCCAGAAGGUGGUUGGCUUAGCUUGGCACAAAGACUGCAAACGGGAAACACCUAGCUUGGCACUGUCCAAAGAUAAGAAAAUUCACCUACCAGCAGUUUUAAAGCUCUCUAAUUGACCCAUUGUGUGUUGUUUGUUUAAUCCACACAAAAAACAAUUGGCCAAUCCAAAGUCCUGCCCCCCUGAGUGACUGUUGUAAGGCUGGACAAGCUUGACAAAAAGAAACAAGGCCAUGCUAGUUCUAUUUAGCUGGGUGCAGCAAUGUGUGUUAGUUUCUGGGCCUGAAGUAUAAUAGCUUCAAGAACUCUACAGCAAAGAAUACAGUACUUAUCUGGUAGGGAUGAGUUCAAAUUAUUCAGAGAUAAUAUAAAGAAAGGAAUUUGGACCAUAGUCUUUUCUGGAUAAUUCAUGUCAUCUUAAAAAUGUCUUUCCCAAAUCUUUUCACCACAGAAAUAAGUUUACUGAAGUUCUGCUGGCUGAGUUUUCUUAACUGUUAUUGGCACCCCGAACAAAAAGGGAUGGGUUUUAGGAUUAGCUCUUUUGGGGGUGUUAUGUGCCUGAUAAUUUUAGAGCAAGAAUAACCGUUUCCCUGUCUACAGACUUGUUACUAAGCUAAACUAACUGGCUGCUAGUCGUAGCUUCAUAUUUAGCUUCUCAUCUUGCAUUAACUCUUCACCACAAAGAGAAUAACCAUAUUUCACAAAAUAUCCUUUGAUUUAAAUCCACAGCUUUUGUUUCUGUUACUACCCUUUUAUAACAUUAACAUAAUACCACUGGUUAAACUCAGACUCUGAAGGAAAAGGAAAAACACUACAAAAUGCAGCUCAUUUCCUCCACAGCAUUUCUAUACAUGGUGGUGUUUUGGCAAUAGAAAUUCUGUAUCUUUUGUUUUCAGACAUAUUUCAUGUUGGAAGCCACAGAGUCUGCUGUGUUGCUACAGAGUCUGAGAGUGUCCCAGGUGACGUAGUUAUCAGUGAAUGUAUGAGCCUGCUGUGCUGACUGGGUGCACUUAUUGUUUGCAUGCUUAUCCUGAGUGGAUGCAAACACCUUUAAACCUCUGGGGACCCCUUUAUAACAACUGAAGAAAUGUAUCUUCCAUUGAAUACUGCAAAGCAAGAUGGCCUGAAUGCCUUGAAAUGUGCACUAUUUUCUUUUAGAAUCGUAUAAAGCUUAUUCUUUUACCUUACAAAGCAGUGGAUUUUGCUAUCUCAACAAUAAAUAUUUUAAUAUAGAUGUGAAUAUAGCACACACACAAAAAGUAUAAGUGGUGUUGACUUUGUGCCCACAUGUUGGGGCGUUUAUAGAUGAAACUUUUACUGUAUGAACUGUUUUUACCCUGAUCCUCAGGGCCUGCUUGCUCUCUCUCCCUGUGGUCUUAUUUUUGUCUUCAUGCAGUACUGCAGCCAUGCUGGUAAAGUUUUUAUCAAUGAUCCAACUUCACACACACUGUUUUAACACAUAAGAUUUAUUUUUAUUUCAUAUUGAAUAACAUCUACUUUCACAAGUGAUGCUUGAUAAUUGUGGAAUCAAAUUAUUUGACUUCUGCUGGUCACAGAAGGGAAGGGAAAAUCCUAAAUAUAACGAACUAAACCAAAGUCUAAAUGGAAUUUAUGUUUUUCUUUCUGGAUUUGAAAUUUGCUUACAGCUUAUUUCCUUUAAAUUUGCUCUGUAAGUCUAAAUCUUUUUAUUUUAAGGUCGAUGCAUUUUUUGUGAAAUGAGGUGACUUGAAUCCUGUUUCAAACUCGAGAUACAGUUUAGUAAAAUGUGAUGUUUUUGUUUUCCUUUGGCCAGUUCUUUCCACUAAAUGCAGCUAUCACUGUUUGACAAUUAUUUUACCAGACCACUUCUGCUUGCAAAAUCCAUUUUGCUAUCGUUCCUUAGGAUUAUUAUGAAAUGUUAGUAAGACUCCUGCCUUUAGUGAUAGAGGUUUGGUAGAGAAUUAGGGCAGUGAUGCUCGACUAUGGUUGCACAUAGCAUGUUUGGUCACAUCUUUAACCUCAAGUCAGAUAUUAUCCUCAUUACCAGUAAUUUAGCUUUGCUCUUCUGUUAUUAUUGUUUUAUUUUAAUGUCAGUAUUUUAAAUUAACAAAAAAAAGGUGUUUAUUUUGUUGCUUCUGCAAGUCCUUGACUUCCUUGAAAUUAUGUCUGUAGAACAAAAAGAAACUAUUUUAAAACUAAAUAAAUAGAGCGUUAUUUAAUGA
Messenger RNA from Centropristis striata (black sea bass), 4677 nucleotides. It is a transcript of the gene ark2n, whose product is annotated as arkadia (rnf111) N-terminal like PKA signaling regulator 2n. Gene Ontology annotation, molecular function: ubiquitin protein ligase activity. The coding region runs from base 315 to 1634 and encodes 439 amino acids. Gene Ontology annotation, biological process: ubiquitin-dependent protein catabolic process. The record is from RefSeq and is a predicted model, not a curated record. The transcript has 5 exons. Lineage: Eukaryota; Metazoa; Chordata; Actinopteri; Perciformes; Serranidae.